Messenger RNA from Arthroderma uncinatum, 2166 nucleotides. RefSeq names its product glycogen. Lineage: Eukaryota; Fungi; Ascomycota; Eurotiomycetes; Onygenales; Arthrodermataceae. Gene Ontology annotation, molecular function: alpha-1,4-glucan glucosyltransferase (UDP-glucose donor) activity. The coding region runs from base 1 to 2166 and encodes 721 amino acids. The transcript has 6 exons. The record is from RefSeq and is a predicted model, not a curated record. Gene Ontology annotation, biological process: glycogen biosynthetic process. Gene Ontology annotation, cellular component: cytoplasm.
AUGGCGUCUCCUCCUCGCCGGGAUGCCGCAGAACAGCCGAAGAGAGAUGUGAAGAACCAUGUCCUGUUCGAGAUCGCAACGGAGGUUGCCAAUCGAGAGCUUGCGCCGGCUACAGUUGGAGGGAUCUACUCGGUUCUCAAGUCCAAAGCUGCUGUGACAACGGCAGAGUAUGGCGAGCGAUAUACGCUGAUAGGUCCCUUGAAUCGGGCUUCGGCGGUGGUUGAGGUGGAAGCUCUCACUCCGACGAACCCCCAUAUAAUCGGGGCCAUCGAGGCUAUGACCGAACGUGGGAUAGAGAUCGUAUACGGCCGAUGGCUGAUAGAAGGUGCCCCACGGGUGCUCUUGAUCGACACUGGCGCGGGAUACAAGUACCUCGACGAGUGGAAGGGCGAUCUCUGGAGUGCAGCUGGCAUUCCAUCGCCCUCGGCGGACAGCGAAACCAAUGAAGCAAUUGCGUUUGGCUAUCUCGUGGCAUGGUUCUUGGGAGAGUAUAUAUGCAGAGACACGGAGAGAGCUGUGAUAGCUCAUUUCCACGAAUGGCUAGCUGGAGUUGCGCUUCCUCUCACCAAGAAAAGACGCAUGGAUGUGACGACCAUUUUUACCACGCACGCAACUCUCCUGGGAAGAUACCUUUGCGCAGGCUCGGUUGACUUCUACAACAACCUGAAGAACUUCGAUGUAGAUGCAGAGGCGGGUAAGAGAGGUAUAUAUCAUCGCUACUGCAUCGAGCGUGCCGCUGCGCACUCCGCCGACGUUUUUACCACCGUUUCCCACAUCACUGCAUACGAGAGUGAACAUCUUCUCAAGCGCAAACCGGAUGGUGUCUUGCCCAACGGACUGAACGUUAAGAAAUUCUCGGCCGUCCACGAGUUCCAAAACUUGCAUUCUCACUCCAAGGAUAAGAUAAACGACUUUGUUCGUGGCCAUUUCUACGGACACAAUGACUUUGACCUGGAAAACACCCUAUAUUUCUUUACCUCCGGGCGAUAUGAAUACCGCAACAAGGGUGUGGAUAUGUUCAUCGAAAGUUUGGCCAGACUCAACCACCGGCUAAAGACAUCUGGAUCCAAGACCACCGUUGUGGCAUUUAUAAUCAUGCCCUCUCAGACUUCCUCUCUCACAGUCGAGGCACUUAAAGGACAGGCCGUUGUCAAGUCGUUGCGAGAUACUCUGGAAAGUGUAGAGAAGAGUAUUGGAAAACGCCUGUUUGAACGCUGUCUUAGCUGGAAGGAAGGUGACAACAUGCCAGACGAAAAGGAUCUAAUGACGAACCAGGAUCGUGUACUCAUACGACGACGUCUGUUCGCUAUGAAACGGCACAACCUUCCUCCAAUCGUCACCCAUAACAUGUUGAACGACUCGGAGGAUCCAAUUCUCAGCCAACUCCGCCGAGUGCAGCUCUUUAACUACCCAACGGACCGUGUCAAGGUGGUAUUCCACCCGGAAUUCCUUAAUUCCGCUAAUCCCGUGCUCCCCCUGGACUACGAUGACUUCGUUCGAGGAACUAACCUUGGGGUUUUCCCUUCAUACUAUGAGCCAUGGGGAUAUACACCUGCAGAAUGCACAGUUAUGGGAAUCCCGAGCAUAACAACCAACCUCGCUGGUUUCGGAUGCUACAUGGAAGAAUUGAUUGAGAACUCUGCUGAUUAUGGAAUCUACGUUGUUGACCGAAGACUCAAGGGCGUGGACGACUCGGUAAAUCAGCUCACGAGUUACAUGUAUGACUUCUGCCAGAAGAGUCGAAGGCAACGUAUCAACCAGCGCAACAGGACUGAGCGAUUGAGUGAUCUCCUUGAUUGGAAACGCAUGGGGCUAGAGUAUGUGAAAGCUCGCCAGCUUGCCUUGCGACGUGCGUAUCCAGCUUCCUUUGACGCAAGCGACGAUUUCCACGAGGCAAUUGGCCACACAGAACAAAAGAUUUCUCGCCCAUUAUCCGUUCCAGGCUCGCCUCGCGACCGAACCGGCACCAUGACUCCCGGAGACUUUGCGUCUAUCCAAGAAGGCCGCGAAGGUCUUGAUACCGAGGACUAUAUUUCGUAUAAGGUUCCGGGUGGUAGUAGCGACGAUGAAGAAGAUGAUUCGGUCCCGGUCCCCAUCCGUCCAAAGCGACAAUCUAUCUCUCUCACGCUAGACCCUAUUCCGAACACUGCUCCAAAUGGAAAUUAA